GUUCCCUUUAAUCCAUCCCUGGCUCUGUUUUUUUUCUUUUUCUUUUCUUCUUCCUGAGAUUGCAAGUGAGCGCUAAACUAACCUUACUUUGAUUUGAUGCGUUUUUGUUAUUAUGGUUACAAUCUUUGAUAUCAAAGUGUUUGGAGAACCUAAAAACCUCACUCUCAAAAAUACACUCUCUACAUUGAUUGAACAAUGCAAAAACCUUAAAGAAAUCAAAAUAAUUCAUACCCACAUUCUAAAAUCUCCAAUUUUACACACCAGAGAUCAAUACUAUCUCUUUACCCGUUUACUUUACUUUUGCUCUUUCUCUAAUUAUGCUUCUUUCAACUAUGCCAACAAUGUCUUUCACAUGAUCAAAUACCCCGAACUUCGCGUCUACAAUAUCAUGAUUAGAUCAUAUGGAUGUAUAGAAGGAGGUGAUGAUAGCAAUUGUUGUUAUAAGGCUUUGAUGUUGUAUAAGCAAAUGCUUAACAAAGGCAUUGUGCCGAAUAAUCUAACUUUUCCUUUUCUUGUAAAGGGUUGUAGUAGGUUGCAAUAUGGUGGUACUGUUGGUGAAGUUAUUCAUGCUCAUGUGUUAAAGUUUGGAUUUUUGAAUGAUGUUUUUGUUGGGAAUUCUUUGAUUAGUUUGUUUAUGAAUUUUGGGUUGUCAAAGAAUGCAAGGAAGGUGUUUGAUGAAAUGUUUGUUAGAGAUGUUGUUAGUUGGAACUCGAUGGUUGUUGGGUAUUUGAGAAAUGGUGAAGUUGAGAUGGCGUUGAAUUUGUUUAGGAAGAUGAAUGGGAGAAAUAUUAUAACUUGGAAUUCGAUUAUUACAGGUUUGGUUCAAGCCGGCCAUGCGAAGGAGUCGCUGGAAAUUUUCCAUGAAAUGCAGUUUUUGAGUGGUGAUGAUGUGGUUAAACCAGAUAAGAUUACAAUAGCGAGUGUUCUUUCAGCUUGUGCUCUGUUAGGUUCUAUAGACCAUGGGAAAUGGGUGCAUGCAUAUUUAAGAAAAAACGAUAUUGAAUGUGAUGUGGUAAUUGGAACAGCACUUGUCAAUAUGUAUGGAAAAUGUGGAGAUGUGCAGCAAGCAAUUGAGAUCUUUAACGAUAUGCCUGAGAAGGAUGCUUCGGCGUGGACGGCAAUGAUUUCAGUGUUUGCUCUUCAUGGAUUUGGUAAGAAGGCUUUUGAUUGCUUUUUAGAGAUGGAAAAAGCAGGAGUAAAGCCUAAUCAUGUGACAUUUGUUGGACUACUGUCGGCUUGUUCUCAUUCUGGUUUGGUAGAGCAAGGUCGCUGUUGCUUUGAUGUAAUGAAACGUGUUUACUCUAUUGAACCACAAAUUUAUCACUAUGCUUGCAUGGUUGAUAUUCUUAGUCGAGCGAGGCUCUUCGAUGAAGCACUGUUUCUCAUAAGAAGCAUGCCAAUGAAGCCAGACGUUUAUGUAUGGGGUGCAUUACUUGGAGGCUGUCAGAUGCAUGGAAAUAUAAAAUUAGGAGAAAAGGUAGCUCAUUAUUUGAUAGAUUUGGAGCCUCAUAAUCAUGCUUUCUAUAUAAAUUUAUGUGAUAUAUAUGUCAAAGCUGGUAAGUACGACGCUGCCAAAAGAAUAAGGAAUUCAAUGAAAGAAAGAGGAAUUGAAACAAAAAUUCCAGGCUGUAGUAUAAUUGAAAUCAAUGGAGUGGUUCAAGAAUUUUCGGUUGGUGAAAUUCCCAUGAAAGAGCUCCCAUUGGUCUUAGAUAGAUUAAGAAAUGAGAUGAAGAUAUGAAUUCAGUGAGUUACCAAGGGAACUUCUGAUGAGAAUAUCAUUAGUUAUUUAGCAAAAUCUACAUUUGAUUAUUCGACCUCGCAAGUUUUCCGCAGUGUCACAUGCCGUUGCAUAUGAGCUAGUACAUCACAAAAAAGAAAUACCAAGUUCCCACCUUUCUUAAUUUAACCAACUUGAAGAUUGUGUUUCAAGUGACACAUAAAUAUUGGCCUAAGAAGUGGAAGUGGUUAACAGAAGUGCUCCACCACUGUCCUAAGC
Medicago truncatula (barrel medic) is the source of this 1996-nucleotide messenger RNA. RefSeq names its product pentatricopeptide repeat-containing protein At5g66520. The record is from RefSeq and is a predicted model, not a curated record. The coding region runs from base 113 to 1738 and encodes 541 amino acids. Gene Ontology annotation, molecular function: RNA binding; protein binding. The transcript has 2 exons. Gene Ontology annotation, biological process: RNA modification. Lineage: Eukaryota; Viridiplantae; Streptophyta; Magnoliopsida; Fabales; Fabaceae.